Messenger RNA from Aplysia californica (California sea hare), 3134 nucleotides. Its product is annotated as serine/threonine-protein kinase STK11. The record is from RefSeq and is a predicted model, not a curated record. Gene Ontology annotation, cellular component: cytoplasm. Gene Ontology annotation, biological process: establishment of cell polarity; glucose homeostasis; intracellular signal transduction. The transcript has 9 exons. Bases 148 to 1500 code for a protein of 450 amino acids. NCBI's taxonomy places the organism in Eukaryota, Metazoa, Mollusca, Gastropoda, Aplysiida, Aplysiidae. Gene Ontology annotation, molecular function: protein serine/threonine kinase activity; protein kinase activator activity; ATP binding.
AUCCAUAUUGUAGUUGACCUCGUUUUCACUGGAAGCCACUAUGGCUGCACUUCCUUCAAAGUCGAGACGCAAACAUUCAAUGUUCUUAUUAUUGUAGAAUGCAACGGUCGCACGUGCGGACUGUGAUUUAUUUCUCCCGAUUGUGCCAUGGAGCAAGAGGAAUUUGUGCCCGGUGCUUAUUUAUGCAACAACAAAAUACCGGGGACAACUGCGGAACAUAUUCAUCAAAUGGAAAUUUUUGACGAUGAUGGGGAUUUGAUAAUUCACCGGGUGGACUCGGAUCAAGUUGUUUACAGGCCUCACAGGAAUAAAGUCAAGUUAAUAGGAAAAUACUUGAUGGGAGAUGUUCUAGGGGAGGGUUCAUAUGGCAAGGUGAAAGAACUGUUGGAUACUGAAACACUCUGUAGAAGAGCUGUUAAAAUUUUAAAGAAAAGAAAGCUGCGAAAGAUACCCAAUGGAGAUCAAAAUGUGCAAAGAGAAAUCCAGCUACUAAAGCGACUGAGGCAUCGUAAUGUCAUACGCCUAUUUGAAGUGAUGCACAAUGAGGAAAAAGAGAAAAUGUACAUGAUUAUGGAGUAUUGUGCAAGUGAACUGCAAGAAAUGUUAGAGAGUGUGCCUGAGAAAAAAUUUCCAAUCUGGCAAGCUCAUGGCUAUUUCCGCCAGCUAAUAGAUGGCCUUGAGUACCUACACAGCAAUGGCAUUGUGCACAAAGAUAUUAAACCUGGGAACCUUCUGGUCACCAAUGAUGAGACACUCAAAAUUACAGAUCUUGGCGUGGCAGAGGCCCUCGACAGGUUUGCGUGGAACGACGAGUGUCGCACCAGUCAGGGGUCACCUGCAUUUCAGCCCCCUGAGAUUGCAAAUGGUCUUGGAACCUUUGCUGGGUUUAAAGUGGAUGUGUGGUCAAGUGGAGUCACCCUGUAUAAUGUCACGACUGGAAAGUAUCCUUUUGAAGGAGACACAAUUUACAAAUUGUUUGAGAACAUCGGAAAGGGUGAAUACAGUAUACCAGAAGGUGUCUCGGACCAGCUCUCUGAUUUGCUGAAAGGUAUGCUGGCAUAUGAGUCUGAGGUUCGGUACUCACUGAUGCAGAUCAGACAACAUCCCUGGUUCAUCAAGCAGCACCCUCGCAUGCUGGAUCGUGUGUUGAUUCCCCCACGCCUUGAUACCCCCGAGGAUGUGCUGCGCUCUAUGACUGUGAUUCCUUGCCUCAACACCAUGCACUAUGGGGAUGAAGAUGAUGACGAUGAUGAUGAGGAAGAUGAAAAUGUUACCUUGAUGGCUAUCUCUCAGAACCAGAACUACUUGGAUGACGAUGCUCUCAUGAACAAUGUUUCAGACCACGUGGUACCAUCAGGCAGUAUGGAUAGACAAAAUGCAGCUGUUGAUGACAUAGAGGAUGAGCCACCUCAAGCUGAGGCUGCGGAUGGGACUAAACAUUGUAUUCCGAAACGCAAGAAGAGCAAGAAAAACAAGUUCUCGGGUUGCAAACAGUCCUGACGUCUGUGUUUCGUCUUCUACCGUAGUUCUCUUUGUUACCUCAAGAGUUCUCAGCUCUGGGAAAAAGUUCCCAAUUUUAUAGAAAAAAAAGUUGGCGCUGUUGUCCCGGUUUUUCUAAACCAGUCACAAAUGAUGGAAUAUCCCAGGACUGGGCAUUUGGUAAAGGAGCAUGUAUAUAGUGUGGAGGAACGUAUUGUUAAGGGGGCAGAUCUACAAGAGGAGGAGGUUUCUAAACAUUUUGCGAUUUCCUUUGAUCACAUGGAAAAAUUAUAUACUUGGGGCAAGGAGAGAGCACCUUUGAAAAGUUCAGAAAUUUUAUUUGAAAAUCUCCCCUCUUCAGGAGUAUUUCAUUGCUGUUGAAACAAAAAUAUCCACAAUUUUUUCCUACUUGUACUGUGUAGCAGGUUCUAAUGGAGUUAUUCAUUUUCUUGCAGCUUCGAUGAUUUGUAGAGGGAAAUAUGAAUUCUGACAAAGAAGCAGUUUCAGAAAAGGAUGGAAGUUUUUUUAAUGAAAACCCCAACCAUUGCCUCUUGGCCUGUGAUAUUUGCAUUUAUCUCUGCUCUUAUGCCACACUUUGCUGAUUAUGAUUUGUUGACUUUUAUUCACAAUAUAUCUUUUCCAUUGGAAGGGGCAUGCUCAGAAUAAGUGUGUUUUCUUUCACAUCGUUAUUGAAUACUGUUUUCUAACAUGAUGUUCACUACUUUUGGAGGUUGUGCCUCUGAUAUUGUUGGCAUUGGGUUUGUUUUUAGUCUUGAAAAUUGUCAAGCUUUGUCAAAGGGACACCAUCUUUUUCAAAGUGAAUGACUGCUGCCAUAGUUAAGUAACAUAAGGUUAAAAAACAAUGCUAUUCCAGGUGAUUUCACUUGUAUGCAGUUGUGCAAGGAACAUUUGGAGGAGCGACCGCCUACAUUUGUUAUCACUCACGUUGCCACAUAGAGCCUUGUGGGUUGCAGUGAAUGAAUCAAAUGAUGUCUGUCUUGUAAAGUUUUUCUCAUCAUCACUAAAUUUAUGGCUUAGUCCAUUGGAUAUUUGUGCAUUGAGCAUGAUGGAAAAUUGAUCUUCGUUCCUUCUUUGCUUACUGGAGGUGCAUUUCCCUUUGAGAAUGAAAUGUGCACAUCCUUUAUAAGCUAUUGUAAUGGGCAAUUGUGUUUGUUGACAGUUUUCUCAAACUUGUGUCUUUGUUAUUUUCUUCCCACUGCUUGUUCUUCAAGCGUUCUUGUUUCUCUUUCAGCUUACACUUGGUUGGACUUAGAGUUAGGCCUCUUUUUGUGUACUUUGACAUAAAUACAUAUUCUCUUUGUAAUCAUCAAUGCACUGUGUUGUUCUACAAAAUGUGUAUCAUCUCUUUACUCUCCCUCCCAAGAACAUUUUGUGAUUACUCUUGCUCACCUUUGGUCAGUAAAUCAACAUAGUUUCGAUUUCAUCUCAGUGAAUAAUAAAUCUAAGAGCAAUUUUUCCCAAUUCCUCUCUAUCUCUCUCUAUGUAUAUAUAUAUAUACAAAUAUAUUCAUGUACAAUAAUGCUUGGGUUGUGAACCUGUUCCAUUAUAUUCUCAGAUAGUAAACAAAAACGUUUUAGUCAGAGCAAUCGCAUAAUUACACAUAGUUUUUACUCAAAGAUAAAGUUAUUUACAGG